AUUGAAACUGCUCAUUUUACAUGCCGCAUUACAUAGGAGGGUCACUUAUCCAUGUUGCAUGAGAGGAACAGGAGGGGAACCUUGGUGAGAGAAAAUGAUGGCCAUGUUCAACAGACAGCAACUUCAGGUGGCAAGCGUUAUUUGUGUCAUCUUCCUGCUGAUGUCCUAUUAUCACAUAUUUCGUACUUGUCCUGGAGAGAUCACCACUGACGUUCACGAGACACAAAAACAGAGUUUGACAUCAUCCAGUCCGGUGUCAUCCUCUGGUCCAUGCUCCUGCCCUGCUGGCUCAAUCCUCCUUAAAGACCACCUCCCAAAGGAUCAGAUUGAGGAGCUGAUGAAACGUCGAGCAAAGGAGCUACAACAGCAUAAAGCCAGAACUACAUCAGUGUUAUCCACUCUGCUGCUGGCUGAAGCUAACUCUCCUCUGCAGUACCCUAUCCAGGGUUUCAUUGUACGACCACAGACCUCUACGCUCAUACCAGGGUUAAUGUUGAAAGCCGACGGAAGAGAAAGCUAUCAGUUGUCCCUGAACGUGUCCAAAGGGGUCCUCACCACUGGCAAUCCACCUGAAGGAGUGACGAUAAAAGGUGAUGGUAAGAUGGAGCUGGUUGUGGAGUCUAACAGCCUGGAGAGCCUCAACAACCUGCUGGCUACAGUGACAUAUACCAGCACUAUCUACCAUAUACACAUUGGCGAUCUUGCCUUCUUCCAGUUCGAGAACCAUAAAGCCAUGUUUCCCAUCACCAUAAAACAGCCUGUUAUGCCAGUCCUGUAUGACAUGGGAACAGAAAUCAGCUCUCAUGUGACCAUCACCACAAAGACAUUCCUGCGUUACUCUAACCUCAAUGUGCUGCUGAGCAGCAUACGCAAAUUCUACAGCAAAAUCAACGUUAUCAUUGCAGAUGACAGCUUUGAACCACAGCAGAUAACUGGGGAACACAUAGAGCACUACAUCAUGCCUCCAGCACGGGGCUGGUUUGCUGGCAGGAAUCUUGCCAUCUCUCAGGUGACCACCAAGUACUUCCUGUGGGUGGAUGACGAUUUUGUGUUUACAGAAAACACAAAGAUAGAGAAGCUGGUGGAGGUCAUGGAGGCAGUCCCUGAACUGGAUGUGGUUGGCGGGUCUGUACAAGGAAACCAGUUUUACUUCUCAUUAAUCUACCAAGAAGGAGAAGAAAUGGAGGGUGGCUGUCUGAACAGAAAGUCUAAUGGGAAAUUCCAACCCCUCCCUGGUUACCCCUAUUGCUCUCUAGCCAGUGGGGUGGUCAACUUCUUCCUGGCUCGUACAGAUGCCGCGCGGAAGGUGGGAUUCGACCCUAAGCUCCAGCGAGUGGCUCACUCCGAGUUCUUUAUGGAUGGCAUGGGCUCCCUGAUGGUUGCCAGCUGUAACCAUGUAACCAUCGGCCAUCAGCCUCAUACAAGCAGCAAGGACUCAGCUCGCUACCAGAGUUUCAGACAUCCAGGAGGAAGUGAUGAGGAAUUCAAACGGAGGCUUCACUUCUUCAAAAACAACCUGAAGUGCAUUCGCUAUGGAUAGAAGACAGCUAUAUUGUUUAAAAUCAAGAAAGCCACAGACCCUAUUUAGGCCCAGUAUCUCUUAAUGAACACUUCUGCUGUAUAAAAGUUAAAGGAUAUAGAAGGGUUUUAUUGUUACCUCUCUCAACGUUGUUUACAUUUUUGCUGUUGUUUUUUCUUGGGAUGUUUGACUCCACAUACUGUACAUCGUGCCUUUUCUUUGACAAUAUUUUACAAUUCUUCACUAAGUGAAGGAUAAUGUAUAGAUCAGCUUUCAAAGCCUUCUUAAAAUAAGUUGUUGUUGCUGACAUCAAACUGAACGUUUUCAUUUUUGGUCAAGUGUGACAAAAAGAAACCAUGCAACACCUGAAAGAUUUUUCAGCCACUGUUGCAGUCUGCUGAAAGUUUCUUCUUCCAUUCAACAGUGUUAAAAACACCAGCAUAUCCCAUAAUCACAUUCUGUCACAUGCCUUCUUCAUGGGUCAGUUUUAUCGACUUUUCCUUCAUUAGUUUUGGUUUUUGCACAUUUUUAACCCCUGUUCAUUCCUGUAUUUGUCUCCUUCUUUCAAAGUGGACAGAGCAAUGCAAUAAUAACCAGACUUCUUUCUGCAGAUUUAUUUGAUCGUACUUCUUUUUAGGCUGUGUCUACAACCACAUACUAUUUAAACAAAAAAAUUGCACCGUGCGGGAUACAUAGGGUAAACUACACUGGUUAAUUUUUUUUAUAUAGGGGACAGCAGUUCAUUGGUCAUACUUAAAGGCCCUGUAAAGUUAUGAAAAAAAAAAUUAGGUUCGUUGUAUGACAGGCCACUGUAUUACAAACCACCAGGCCAAAUUUCAGUUAGAAAAAAAGAUGUGUAAGUUUAUGAAAUUAAGCUUCAAAGUCAUGGAAAGUGAGGCUGUAAAAUCUGCUCUGGGAUGGGACAUAGGCCCUGUUUGAUGAAGUCAUGUGACUUUUAGUUUAGUAUGUCGUUAACAGAAUACUAACAGUUGGGUUUGCUAGAUGAAUACCAACAACAACCUGGCGUUAGUUGUCAACGCAAUGGCCAACAACUAAUGCCAGGGUCAGAUGACACAACUUGACUGACAACUUUGACAAACUACUGAGUUACACAGUCAGUCAAAGGGACUGGAUAUUGUUGGAAUGGAAGAGGGACUCGACUAGAUUACACCCAGAAAUGAGACAGUAAACAAGCAUGUAUUGGCUGUACUAUCCUGUAUUUGUUUGUCUCUCCUAACAUUAUAAUGAAUGGUUGACUAGCUUGAUGAUAAUACUGACAGAAGAUAUUCAUGUGGUUGCUGAAGGGUGUCUACUGCUUCUUGCUGACAUGUCUCUUUUUCAGUCUGUCGUGGUCCUCCCUCAUGGAACCAACUUCAUCCCUCAUCUUCCAUGUUGCCAUUUAGUUUGUUUACAUCUGUGACUGCUGAGUGUGCAAAGUGCCCUAUGCGCUCUUUGUUCAACCUCACAGAACUAAUUACAGAAAGCAGGACAUAAAUCUGACAUACUAGACAGGCUAGGUGCCAAUUGUAAUUGUACUGAAAACAUGUAGUCUGACUUUUGCCUUAUGGUUUUUGAACCUCUCAGGCCCCUGAUAAAUGCUGCUCUGGACUAAACAGUCACUAUUGGGUGACCAACUGUCUGGUUAAGACCUUUUUUAAAAUUCUAUAUAUUUUUUCACUACUAAGGGAUGUAUAAGCUAAUUAUUUUUUUUUUAAAAGAAAUACACAUUUGAAUCUCAAAAUGCAUGAAAACAUUGAUGCUGGCACUCAAAAUGUGCAAAUUUUGCCUUUUGAAAGCUCUUUGUUUUGAAACUAAUGUUAUUUAUAAUAUCAUAUUUGUAUAUAUUUUAUAAAAUGCGAGAGAAUAUGUACUUGUGUAAUCGUUGAUAUAGGGAAUUUGUAAAAUCUCAGCAAUCUCAGCAAGGGGAUGUGCAAUGUUCUUUUCUACACAGGGUGAUUUUGUAUUUA
This is a messenger RNA of Cheilinus undulatus (humphead wrasse), 3486 nucleotides long. Its product is annotated as beta-1,4 N-acetylgalactosaminyltransferase 2-like. The coding region runs from base 95 to 1540 and encodes 481 amino acids. Lineage: Eukaryota; Metazoa; Chordata; Actinopteri; Labriformes; Labridae. Gene Ontology annotation, molecular function: hexosyltransferase activity. The record is from RefSeq and is a predicted model, not a curated record. Gene Ontology annotation, biological process: UDP-N-acetylglucosamine metabolic process; UDP-N-acetylgalactosamine metabolic process. The transcript has 12 exons. Gene Ontology annotation, cellular component: Golgi membrane.